AUGCCACUGGACGACACGAUCGAUUUGACGGCAAGCUUGAGUAGCAGCAGGGAUGGGAGCAGUGACGAAGAUGAUGAUGGAAUCGAAGCUUUAUACUGGAUAGACCUGCUUCCUACACCUGUCGUCGAUCUGGAUGCCGCUUCUCCUACCAUCUACAAUCACGAUCAACAACAACGAGACGGUAACGGAAGGACGAAGGAAGAUGUCGAGGAUGACGAGGUCGUCUUGAUGUUCUGGGAAGAUUCUCUACCGAGCCAACAAGGUCAUCAGAUGGAGAGAACUGCGAGUCCGGGAUCGGUGGAGGAAGAAGCCUUCCAGCCAAAUCCCUUUUGCUGGGAAGAGGAAUUAUCUGGUCCGGAAUCUCAAUCGCUAGACGAUGCGAUGGAAGAACCGUCUGAGGAUGAAGUACCCUCUGUUCGCUACUUUCAAUGGGACGAUGAGGAAAGCGAGAGCUCGGCCUGUAGCACGGAUUAUGGAGAGGACGACGACUCGACGCUCAAGGAAAAUUACACCCCUCCCCAUACGCCGACUCGAUAUUCUCUCCGUCCAGCUAGCAACAACAAAUACGUCGAUCCUACCUAUGCUCCAUCCUCAACCUCGAACUCUCCUGCUUUCUUGGCCAGAUGUCCCAUAGCGCCUAAAGGGAACAAGGCGGAACGGAAGAUGAGCCAGCGGGCGAAGAAAAGGCGAGCAGCAAGCAAGCGAGCGAAAAGAAGCGAAGCACUGGCGAGAGGAUUAUCUGAGAUCAGAGCCGCUCAUCCGUUAUUCAUGAAUGACAUAGCCGGAUCGGAGAAGGUGGCAGAGCGAGGAGAGCGGGUGUCGAACGCGGGACCGAGAUACCCACCUUCCCUGAAAAGCGCGGCAACCCUUCGGUUGCUCAAGAAAAUGGUGCCCAGAGCCAUCAGACGCAGACGGGGUAGACUAGUACUCAAGAAGCUGUGUCCCAUCUGUUCCGUCUUGGAUCUGCCGAAUCCUCCUCCCGGAUCGCAAGAGGGAGAACAUCCUAUGCGACGACGAAGCUCCUGCGCCAACCAUGCGCGUGCAUUUGCCGCUCGUGUGAAACGUUACAGGGACAUGUCCCCAACGUCCAUCAACCGGGAAUACGACUCUUUAGGACCAGUCCAAGAGAAGCAAACCAAGACCUGA
Messenger RNA from Filobasidium floriforme, 1146 nucleotides. RefSeq lists its product as uncharacterized. The record is from RefSeq and is a predicted model, not a curated record. The transcript is spliced from 4 exons. Lineage: Eukaryota; Fungi; Basidiomycota; Tremellomycetes; Filobasidiales; Filobasidiaceae. Bases 1 to 1146 code for a protein of 381 amino acids.